Molecule: messenger RNA, 749 nt
Organism: Homalodisca vitripennis (glassy-winged sharpshooter)
Lineage: Eukaryota; Metazoa; Arthropoda; Insecta; Hemiptera; Cicadellidae
Product: inter-alpha-trypsin inhibitor heavy chain H3-like
Exons: 4
Coding region: 171-734 (187 amino acids)
Source: RefSeq, a predicted model, not a curated record
CUUGUGGUUGCAGGAAAAAUAAACAACAAUGAAAUAAAGGAGAGAAGAAAACAAUUGGAGAACUCAGUGGUCUCACUGCAAAUGGGUUUCACAGAUAUCCGAUAAUUAUCGAUUUUAUCCCUAUAAUUGUAAAACCAAAAAAACAGAAACUUUUGGACACCUGGAAAAAGAUGUGGGCUUAUUUGACAAUCCAGCAACUUUUGGACAAGGCCGACUCAUUGGAUAAAACUGAAGAGAGAAACCAAACAAAAGAAAAAGCUCUUAACCUAGCUUUACAGUACUCUUUUGUGACUCCGCUCACUUCUCUUGUUGUCGUCAAACCGAACGAAACUGAGUCUGCUGUGGACACGACACAAGUGAAACCUGGUUCAAAUGACAUGUUGGGAUAUGCUCCAAUAGGAGUAGCAGCUUUUGGUGCUUCACCAGGAGGCUUUGGUGGUUCAGCAGCAAGCUUCAGUUCUUCAUCAGGAAGCAGUGCUUUUAGUCCCCAGUACUCAUUACUCAUGCCUAUGCCUAUGCCUGCAUGUGAGUUUCCUCUUCAGUUUAAAAUAUUUGAAAUGUUUUGUAAAUGGAAAGUGACAUUCUAUGAGGCAUAUCCAGAAAUUAAGUGUAUUGAGGCUCUCACAGCCAGAAGGAUUUUUUUUGACAUGUUGGCUAUACUGCCGUGUAAUCUGAUUCCUCCCCUCUGCAAUGAGACUGGUUCAAGGUUAGUAUGUUGUGAACUGUCAAUGUGACAAUAUUUUUUGUGA